Rosa chinensis is the source of this 1069-nucleotide messenger RNA. RefSeq lists its product as uncharacterized. The record is from RefSeq and is a predicted model, not a curated record. The transcript has 5 exons. NCBI's taxonomy places the organism in Eukaryota, Viridiplantae, Streptophyta, Magnoliopsida, Rosales, Rosaceae. The coding region runs from base 12 to 830 and encodes 272 amino acids.
AGGAUGUCUCUAUGGCUAAUAUUCGUUGUGGUCUUAGAUAUUUAACUCCAACCAUAGGUUGUGUUUCUCUCUCUUUUCAAAUGGCAAACAUUUUCUCCUAUGCUUCCAUUACACCACGCCUCACUGCUCAGCACCACCACCUCAGUUUCCAGCCAAAUUAUCUCAGUUUACAGCCAAGUCAGCGUUACAGUGUCUGCAGAUUUCGUUGCAGUGGUGAAAACCCAACAAGGAAAUCAACAUCCAAUACAGAAUCCCAACCAGAAAAUGCAAAUGUAGUGCUUAAGGUUGCUUGGUAUGCCUCUGAGUUUUUGGGCAUUGCCACUUCGUUUUUCAACCCACCAUCCAAAGUUGAAGCUCCUGAAACUGCUCUUGAGCUUGCAAGAGAUGGGUCUGGAGCCGUUGAUCGUGCCGGAGUAGUAAAAUCAAUCAAAGAUGACUUUGAAAGAUCAUACUUUGUCACAGGGAACCUCACGCUUGAUGCAUAUGAAGAGGUUUGUGAAUUUGCUGAUCCUGCAAGCUCAUUCAAAGGGCUUCAACGUUUCAAAAGGAACUGUACUAAUUUUGGAUCCCUUUUAAAGAAGUCAAAUAUGAAGCUUAUGAAGUGGGAAGAUUUUGAGGAUAAAGGAAUUGGUCACUGGAGAUUCAGUUGUAUCUUGUCAUUCCCUUGGAGGCCAAUUCUAUCUGCAAGUGGAUACACUGAGUACUACUUUGAUGAACGGUCAGGGAAAGUGUCCAGGCAUGUAGAGCACUGGAAUGUUCCCAAAAUGGUUUUACUGAAGCAGAUUUUAAAGCCAAGCAGGGGAUUCUGGCUUAAGAAAACAGGUGGUUGAAGAAUUGCUGUUUGUGGAAAAGGAGGGUCAGAGUAACAAGCUAUGGCCAACUUCUUCGGACUCUGAUCACAAUUUUGAUGGUUUAUGUAUGUGGAAAAAGAAGUUGUAAAUAAUGGAGGAGUGAGCUAGUGGAAUUUAUGGUUAUGUACUGUUGAUAUGUUGGGAUUUGUCAGUAAAUAUGAGAUAUGUACAUCAAUGACCAAAAUGAAUGUGAAUUUGGGUGAUUUCAAAUUCCACCA